This is a messenger RNA of Nycticebus coucang (slow loris), 2479 nucleotides long. It is a transcript of the gene CAMK1G, whose product is annotated as calcium/calmodulin dependent protein kinase IG. Bases 69 to 1553 code for a protein of 494 amino acids. The transcript has 13 exons. Gene Ontology annotation, molecular function: calmodulin binding; calcium/calmodulin-dependent protein kinase activity; ATP binding. Gene Ontology annotation, cellular component: intracellular anatomical structure. The record is from RefSeq and is a predicted model, not a curated record. Gene Ontology annotation, biological process: peptidyl-serine phosphorylation. NCBI's taxonomy places the organism in Eukaryota, Metazoa, Chordata, Mammalia, Primates, Lorisidae.
UUAUUGUUAAAGCACUGGAGCAGCUAAUCCUCACAGACCUGUAGGAGCUGGAGUGGGAGCCCAAGAGCAUGAUUCUUCCCGAGUCCCUGGCAUCCCCAGAAGCUUCAACUCUGGAGGAGAUGGGUCGAAAGGAAGAAGAUGACUGCAGUUCUUCCUGGAAGAAACAGACCACCAACAUCCGGAAAACCUUCAUCUUCAUGGAAGUGCUGGGAUCAGGAGCUUUUUCAGAAGUUUUCCUGGUGAAGCAAAGGAUGACUGGGAAGCUCUUCGCCCUGAAGUGCAUCAAGAAGUCACCUGCCUUCCGAGACAGCAGCCUGGAGAACGAGAUCGCCGUGCUGAAAAUGAUCAAGCAUGAAAACAUUGUGACCCUGGAGGACAUCUACGAAAGUGCCACUCACUAUUACCUGGUCAUGCAGCUUGUCUCUGGUGGGGAGCUCUUUGACCGGAUCCUAGAGCGGGGUGUCUACACAGAGAAGGACGCCAGUGUGGUGAUCCAGCAGGUGUUGUCAGCAGUGAAAUACCUCCAUGAGAAUGGUAUCGUCCACAGAGACUUAAAGCCUGAAAACCUGUUGUACCUUACCCCUGAUGAGAAUUCUAAGAUCAUGAUCACAGACUUUGGUCUGUCCAAGAUGGAACAGAAUGGUGUCAUGUCCACUGCCUGUGGGACCCCAGGCUACGUGGCUCCGGAAGUGCUGGCCCAGAAGCCCUACAGCAAGGCCGUGGACUGCUGGUCCAUUGGUGUCAUCACCUACAUACUGCUGUGUGGGUAUCCCCCUUUCUACGAAGAAACUGAGUCUAAGCUUUUUGAGAAGAUCAAGGAGGGCUAUUAUGAGUUUGAGUCUCCAUUCUGGGAUGACAUUUCUGAGUCAGCCAAGGAUUUUAUUUGCCACUUGCUGGAGAAGGACCCAAAUGAGCGGUACACCUGUGAGAAGGCUUUGAGUCACCCCUGGAUUGACGGAAACACAGCCCUCCACCGGGACAUCUACCCAUCCGUCAGCCUCCAGAUCCAGAAGAACUUUGCCAAGAGCAAGUGGAGGCAAGCCUUCAACGCUGCAGCCGUGGUGCAUCACAUGAGGAAACUGCACAUGAACCUGCAUAGCCCGGGCGUCCGCCCAGAGGUGGAGAACAGGCCGCCUGUCACUCAAGCCUCGGAGGCCUCUAGACCCAGUUCCCCUGAGGUCACCAUCACUGAGGCACCGGUCCUGGACCAGAGUGUGGCACUCCCAGCACUGACCCGGCUGCCCUGCCAGCACGGCCGCCGGCCCACUGCCCCUGGGGGCAGAUCCCUCAAUUGCCUGGUCAACGGCUCCCUCCGCAUCAGCAGCAGCCUGGUGCCCAUGCAUCAGGGGCCCCUCGCUGCCCGGCCCUGUGGCUGCUGCUCCAGCUGCCUGAGCACCGGGAGCAAAGGGAAGUCCUCCUGCUGCUCCGAGCCCACACUCCUCAAAAAGGCCAACAAAAAACAGAACUUCAAAUCAGAGGUCAUGGUGCCUGUGAAGGCUGGUGGCAGCUCCCACUGCCGGGCAGGGCAGACUGGAGUCUGCCUCAUUAUGUGAUCCCUGGAGCCCAUGCUCAUGUCACUGCAACUUUCAGGAGAGAUGCUCAUCUCUUCUCUGCCCUUCCAAACGUGGCAUCUACCUGGCAGAGGGAGGACAGCAGAGCAAGUGGAGCAGGGCCUGGCAGGAGCAGUCUCUGUUCAGAAGCACCCGCCUGCUGCCGCCUGGGGCAGCCCCUCACAGAGGCCCGGGGGGAGCCCCACGGCAUAGAGGCCUCCGUUAAAGCUGCAGGCAGGAGGAGGGCACCCACCGCAGGCUUCCAGAUCCCCUGACCUGCCUGCUCUCUGCCCCCACACCCUACGUGCCGUGGCUCUGUGCAGUGUGCGUAGAUAGCUGUCACCUGGGUUUGUGCUGUUUGUCGUGAAAAGCUUAAUGGGCUGGCCAGGCUGUGUCACCUUCUCCAAGCAAAGCCAUAUGGAGCAUCUACCCAGCCCCCGCUCUGCACAUGCUUCAUCCUCAUGGCCAGAAUGGGCUCACUGAUGUAAUUGCCUGCCCAUCUGCACGAAGGACAGCUCCCUGGGGCCUGCCGUGAGCUCUCCAAAUUCUGAUCCCUAACUGCGGAAUCAAUUCUCACCUGCACUGAGACCCAGCCAACCAGUUCCUGGCCACACUUCUGUCCCCUCCCUCUGUGCCUCAAUCUAAAAGCAGUGCCACACCCUCCAGGGUGGAAUGGAAAGGCACUCAUGACUAGGGACUGUAAGGUGUUUUAUCCUGACCACAUACCUUCCAGGCACACAACCAGUGAAGUUACUGGAAGCUGACUCUUUUCACUUCAGUCGGGAAUUCUAAUCCUGCCUCUGGGCCCCUUUCUCUCCCUGAAAAUCAGGCUCCAUGUUCUCGUCCUUCUUUAGUUUCUUCACCACCCCCAACCCCUCCAGCUUCAUGCUCAGUGCUGUGCUCAAUAAAAUGGACAUAUUUUUCUCUAA